Cloeon dipterum is the source of this 1499-nucleotide messenger RNA. Its product is annotated as glycosylated lysosomal membrane protein A-like. The record is from RefSeq and is a predicted model, not a curated record. The transcript is spliced from 7 exons. Gene Ontology annotation, cellular component: lysosome. NCBI's taxonomy places the organism in Eukaryota, Metazoa, Arthropoda, Insecta, Ephemeroptera, Baetidae. The coding region runs from base 160 to 1362 and encodes 400 amino acids.
AGCCGAUGCAACUGCAGCAUUUCAAUAACAAUGACACAAUUCAUCAUCGUCACCUGACCGAAGCCGUAUAAAAAUUGGAUAUUUAGGGUGACAAGACGCAUAUUUUGGGGCGGGAAAGUGGUACCAAAGAGAGGGUGUAUUUUUAUUCAGUUUUUCGCAAUGUUGUGGUUGACAUUUGUCGCUAUUUUGAUCGUCCCUGCCCUAAGUCAACAGGAUCCCGUCCGAGAAAUUCAUUGGGCGUCGAAUCCUGGCUGUCCGGACAAUUUCACACGGUGGGAUUGCAAUGAAACGCAGAUCCUCCAUGUCAUGGCCAAAGGGCCCAACGACACGAUCAACUAUCUUUGGGCCCUUUACUCAAAACCAGCCCUGCUGAUGGCAGUUACGGAGCCUGAGGCCCGACUGCAAAUCGACUGGAACCAGCUCGGCAAUUCGUCCAAACGUUUAAUUCGGUUCGAUCCUCAGCCAACAUACUCAUUUGGCUUAGUCUUGGACAGGAUUAUAGAAUUUUACGACCCAUUGGACAAGGCUGACAUGACUCAGGCUAACAGCUCCAUUGCUUGGGACUGCCGUAAAUUUUCAUGGACGGUGAAGGAUGUAACGUCAGGCGUUGAAAAUCUGCGAGUUGAGCUCCUCGGUAACAAUUAUGAAAAUGGGAGUAAAAUUGGAAACGUGUCAGUAGUGCUAUCAGCCUUUGGAAGUGAUGGCUACGGUCCUCUGCUGCCUCACAUGCAACACUCUAACAACGCCAGCCAAGUGGAAAUCACUCUGGAAAACUUGGAGACUUCAGAGGAUUUUAAAUCGGAGGCAAGGUUCGGUCUGCAGUUGAUGGUAGUGGACAGUGUGCCAGGCGAGGGAAUGGACGACGUCCUUCACAGGAGGAGCCUUGACGAUGAACACACUCCGGGAGUGUUUGACAUCAACACUUUGCAGACUCCAGAGGUGCGCAACGGGGAGGCAGGUGGCUAUAUGGAGUGGCGGCCAGUUGCUUACACAAGUCCGGUGCGGGCCAUUGAAGAGUCCACGUCGGCGGUGCAUUAUCCACUCAAGAACGUCAGCCAGGCCCACCUGAAGGGCACUUUGCUGCACGACUUUUAUGGCCACAACCUGGCGCAUGUGCUUGUACCGCAGUCUCUAAACAUUUCUUUUGGAAUUUCUGAGGAUGGCUUCUAUGAUGUCACCAAAUACAAUGCUUGGACUUUUACGAUGGCAUACGGACAGCCACCGAAGGACAAAUUCUCCUUGCUGGUGAUUAUGAUCCUGGCUGUUGGCCUGGGGUUGCCGGCCGUGAUAUUCGUCUUUGGCGGCGCCUACAUGUGCGUCAAGAAGAGCAGAACAAGAAGAGACGAACCCCUGAUCAACUGAUUUAACUCGUACCGGUAAAAAGAAAUAACCUGAAAUCCCCAUCAAGACUGCGCUCUCUGCCUUCUCUCAUCUACAUAAGCAAUAUUUUUAAUAUUUUCAGCGUUGUUUGUAAAUAAAAUUAGCCAUAUUGUUAAUAA